Psylliodes chrysocephalus is the source of this 1287-nucleotide messenger RNA. Lineage: Eukaryota; Metazoa; Arthropoda; Insecta; Coleoptera; Chrysomelidae. The record is from the annotation of a GenBank genome assembly.
AUGAAGGAAAGUACAAAUAAGGAAGACAAAGUAAUAGAAACAUUAGAAGGCGAAGAGCUAACAGAGGGGAAUAUUAUUGUUCCAGAAGCAGGAUUAUCGGUCACAUACCUAAGAGAACCUAGCUGUACGAAAGCCAGUUACAACGUACAGUACAAUCUUGUCAAUUGUAGCACUAGCCUGAAUAAUUUCAACGAAAAUGGAAAAAAAAGUAAAAGAAAUAAAAAUGUUACAGCGUCGGAAGAAGCAUCAAAUAAAUUAAUCGAAUUGGAGAAAGAAAAAGUCGGCCUAGACAAAUCAUUUCCAACUUCAUCGUCGACUCCAGAUUUGAGUUCAGAACCACCUGAUUUAGAGUCUUCGUCAAUAGAAUCUUCAAAAAUAUCUCAACAAAUUUUAUUUUUCCAGUCAAUAGAAGCACAACCGUCAACAUCUCAAGAUGAAUCUUAUUUACUGCCUGUACCUACAGAAUCUUCCACAACAUCUCUGCCGACUCCAAUUUCUGACUCAAUAGGUCUACAAUCUUCAAUUCUUAAAGAUUUUUCUGGUGUUUUUGAACCGGAUGUUAGUGAUAAUAAUAUUGUAACUCAGGACGUAAAUACUUCGACUGAUAAUAUUGCUGGUAAUAAUGAUAACGAGGUUGUUUGUAUAUUUUGUGAAAGGAAAAAGAAAAAAGUGAGAUCAAGAAUAGUUCCGCUUCAUGCAGCAUAUGUCCAUCAAUUUAAAGCUAGUAUUAAACCCAAUAUAGAAAAUUAUGAACAGUAUAAAGAUUUUCUAAAUAAAUUGGAUAAUUUUUCUGUCCAAAUUCAAAGAACAGCAUGUCUCAACAUAACAGGAGCCAUGAAAACAAUACCAACCAGAGCCAUGGAAGUAAUUUUUAGUCUCAUUUCCCUGGAUAGUUACAUCAAGGAGGUUGCUCUGACGACAAUGACACGCCUCCGCACGGUUAAAAUAGAACCUGAUGUAGGAUCUGGUAAGCCGAGACGUGGCUUUUGGCAGGAGGUGCUCGAUACGCUCCCACUGCUUCAAACGAACAUGGACUCCAUCUCACCGAUAUAUAUCUUCCAUAAGCCAUAUAAAGUUGUAAAAGAACAAAUAGAAGAGCUGGAAGUGGCAGUACUAGAAUGUCACGAAGUUUUGGUUGAAAUAUCUAUCAACAACGUGGUCACCUUAAGAUGGAUCAAAGGUUAUGCCACAUCGAAAGGUAACCGUCUCGCUGAUUCACUGGCCAAUACUUUUUGGACCUCGGCCUUCUAUUGGUAUGACAAAAUCGGUAGUGACAGACCUAAUUAA